Sinocyclocheilus anshuiensis is the source of this 4029-nucleotide messenger RNA. Its product is annotated as zinc finger and BTB domain-containing protein 16-A-like. Gene Ontology annotation, molecular function: protein binding; DNA-binding transcription factor activity, RNA polymerase II-specific; RNA polymerase II cis-regulatory region sequence-specific DNA binding. The transcript has 7 exons. Gene Ontology annotation, biological process: regulation of transcription by RNA polymerase II. The record is from RefSeq and is a predicted model, not a curated record. Lineage: Eukaryota; Metazoa; Chordata; Actinopteri; Cypriniformes; Cyprinidae. The coding region runs from base 241 to 2247 and encodes 668 amino acids.
GGAUGUGCGCUGACGUCACCGCCGUGUUGAUUUGCUAAGCGGCGGGCAGAGAGGAGUUAGUGAGCGCGAGAGAGAGCGGGUACUGUGAACUGCGUUACUAUGCUACAGUCCUAAUAACCGCACGCUCGGAAGCCAAACGUGCAAGACAGAUUGACCUUAUCUUGUUUACAAAGAUAAAUGAACAGACUGCUACGUGGAAAGAGAGACUCAUGAGUUGGCCGUGUGGAUUUCAGAGACGUUAUGGAUUUGACUAAAAUGGGUAUGAUCCAGCUCCAAAACCCCAAUCACCCCAAUGCCCUGCUGCACAAGGCUAAUCAGAUGCGCCUGGCCGGCACACUGUGCGACGUGGUCAUCAUGGUGGACAGCCAGGAGUUCCACGCUCACCGGACCGUGCUGGCCUGCGCCAGUAAGAUGUUCGAGAUCCUCUUUCACCGGAACAGCCAACAUUACCCUCUCGACUUUCUCUCACCAAAGACCUUCCAGCAGAUUCUGGAGUAUGCCUACACUGCCACGCUCCAAGCUAAAGUGGAGGAUCUGGAUGACCUGCUGUACGCAGCAGAGAUCUUAGAAAUAGAGUACUUGGAGGAGCAAUGCCUGAAGAUACUGGAGACCAUCCAGUCCUCUGAUGAAAACGACACUGAGGUCAACAUGAAUGACGGAGGCGCAGAAGACGACGAGGAGCGCAAGGGACGGCAUGGGAGAAACCCAAAAAAGCAUUCCGUGGAGGUGGGCAGCUACGUGUUAGCUGCCCAGCAAGCACUGAUGCUGCCAGGAAUGGUGGAUCAGAGUCCUUCUGUCUCCACCUCCUUUGGCCUCUCCACCAUGAGCCCAACCAAAGCAGCCGUGGACAGCCUGAUGAGCAUUGGCCAGUCCCUCCUGCAGAGCACCAUGCACCCUGGUGCGGUUGCUGAUCAGCCUCUGUAUGGCAACUCCCACCCCAUGAUGGGAGAGAUGAAAACGGAGGUGAUGCAAGUAGAUGAGAGCGGAGAGCAUGAGAGCCCUAAAGCCAUGGAAUCCAGCGCCUCCAGCAACGGCGAACGCAGUGGAGAAACUGACAAGAACCGUGAUGGGCCCGGCACCCCUACCAGGAGCAGCGUGAUCACUAGUGCCCGUGAACUGCACUACGUCAGGGAGGAAGGUGUGGGUGACCAGCAGCCCGAGGUCAGCCAGAUGGGGCUGGAGGCCAUGGCGGGGAUGACCGAAAAACACUUGGCGUCGCUCUAUGGCAUUCCCCCCAAUCACAAGAACGAAGCGAUGCUCUCUAUGCCUGCCUCCAUGGCCUCAUCCUUGCACAUGUCCCCAGCCUUGGCCAUGUCCAUGGACUUCAGUGCCUACGGGGGCUUGCUGCCUCAGAGUUUCAUCCAGAGGGAGUUCUUCAACAAGCUCGGCGAGUUAGCUGCUGGAAUGAAGCCCGAAGGCCGCAGCCCGAACGAGCGCUGCAACGUGUGCGGCGCCGAACUACCUGACAAUGAGGCCGUAGAGCAACACAGGAAGCUGCACAGCGGAAUGAAGACCUACGGAUGCGAGCUUUGUGGAAAACGCUUCCUAGACAGUCUGCGCCUAAGGAUGCACUUGCUGUCUCACUCAGCUGGUGAGAAAGCCAUCGUUUGUGACCAGUGUGGAGCUCAGUUCCAGAAGGAAGAUGCUCUGGAGGCCCACCGGCAGAUCCACACAGGUUCAGAUAUGGCCAUCUUCUGUUUGCUGUGCGGGAAGCGCUUCCAGACGCAGACGGCUCUGCAGCAGCACAUGGAGGUCCACGCAGGCGUGCGCAGCUACAUCUGCAGCGAGUGCAACCGCACAUUUCCCAGCCACACCGCACUCAAGCGCCAUCUCCGUUCACAUACAGCAGGUGACCAUCCAUUUGAGUGCGAGUUCUGCGGCAGCUGCUUCCGAGACGAGAGCACGCUGAAGGGACACAAGCGCAUCCACACCGGAGAGAAACCCUAUGAAUGUAACGGCUGUGGCAAGAAGUUCAGCCUCAAACACCAGCUAGAGACCCACUACCGUGUCCAUACAGGUGAGAAGCCGUUUGAGUGCAAGCUCUGCCACCAGCGCUCCAGGGACUACUCGGCCAUGAUAAAACACCUGCGUACCCACAACGGAGCCUCACCGUACCAGUGCACCAUCUGCCUGGAUUACUGCCCCAGCCUCUCCGCCAUGCAGAAGCACAUGAAGGGCCACAAGCCUGAAGACAUCCCCCCGGACUGGAGGAUAGAGAAGACAUACCUGUACCUCUGCUACGUCUGAAGGAGGGAGACGGUGGGGAUGGAGGGGAGCGGGAGGGCGAGGGGUUAAAGCGCCUGGAAACACAGUCAGGAAAUGGACAGAUUUGUCGGAGGGGCUGGGCAAGGCAGAAUGGGAAUGGACAGGAACUAAAAAGGCAGAAAUCUUACCCCAUCAGUAUCGCAAAACGAAAAAAAAAGCAUCAUGUUAUAGCCAUGUAUCUGUUCGCAGCACGGAUCAUAUGGGAAGUCCUCUCUCUACAUGUCAGCUUACAUCCCAAACGUUAAAUAUGUCUUAUCAGUCAAACAACACACUUCAGCAAUGAUCCCUUCUCUUCAUAAGGAUGCCCUCUUCUGGUACAAAAAUAGUAGUGUGAACUAGUGUUUAUCUCUGACUGAUCAGUUCGAUCGCAGCAGAGAUGUCGGUGCAAGAAGCACUUAGAUCCAUCAGCGGUAACGUGCCAGUCAGGUACUCCACAGCAAAUAUGAACCGUCAUGUUCAUCAGGGUCACUACUGCAAACUGGGAUGUAAGCUUCCUGCAAAACAUGUUCACGAUGCCCGGCUGACAGUCAGUGUGUAGAUCCCUCCCAUAUGAUUCACAUUCAUUAAGGGCUUAUUGGUUUAACCAGCAUACAGAUCAGCUAAGCUCUCAGUACUCUGCUCAUCAACGUCAUUUCACGUUUUUUCUCUCUCAUCAUAGCUUCAUAGCACGCAUUACAAGCUGACUUCACGACGACAGUUUUUGUUUGAUGUUGAUUACUCAAGCGCCACAUUUCGAGUUUAUUUUAAGCUGUAUUAUGUGCACACUGUACAUGUUCACAUUAUCUCCUCCUUCACUUAUCAAUUCUGAAAAUCGCUUAACUGUUUGAAAUGCAUACAGAACAUCCAUUACACACUAGACAUCUAAUCAACUGUUUAUGCUGUUCUAGAGACCAAAAUGAUGACUAAAGCUGCUUUUGUCAGUGGCUUGCAGGCUGAGCGGCACUGUGACGUUCAGGGCUUGUCCGCACAUAUCCGUGUGUUCGUAGGUGGCCACGAGGCUUGGCCUGUCCAGCUGGGAACGCUGGGAUGAAUGAACAGAGCAGAUCAAAUCUUUUGGUUUGGUUCCUUUUGCUUUGUCUGUGUUUCCUAUUAUACCUUGAUUUACUUCAGCACAUCGUACUUGAAUUACCUCGUUUUUUUGUGACCUCGUGUGCUAGUGUUUUAAUUUUUCCUUUGUUUCUUUGUAUAUUUUGAUUGUUUGCUUUGCGUUUGUCUUUCAAGCAGGGGAGAUCUGAAGCGGCGCGUGCUUUUAAGUACUUAAGAAUUAAGUGCCACGGUGAAGAGAGAUUAUUUGUCUUUCGUUCAACGUUUGUUUAGUUUUAUUCUUUGCAUUAAUCUUACCAAACUUGGUAUUAUGUUUUUGUUUUGUUUGUUUUGUUUUACUAACCCUGCUUGUUGAAGAGCUUGUGGGUUUGGUCGUUUUUGUAAGCUACCUCUAAGUUUUGUUUCUUUGUGUUGUGUUUCGUUUGCGAAAGCACAUUGUUGUUGUUUUGCGUUUUGCAUUAUUUCAACUUCAUCUCACGCUUUCAAGUAUUGUAUGUCGGAAGCGACGAAUAUGAAAGGGUAAGAUUUGCUUAUAGGAAAAGUGGGUUAAAAAAAAAAAAUCAUAACUUAGGGAUAUCAGUCCCCCCACCCCUGUAAAUUUUACCUUAAGAGCAGAAAAGAGAUUUCUGAAGCCUUAAGUUCGGGGUCGGAGUUGAUCUGGGAGGUGCGUAUGGAACAAGUGAAGUAUAGUAUUUUAAAGUCUGAAAAAAAAAAAAACAA